Leptopilina boulardi is the source of this 2063-nucleotide messenger RNA. RefSeq names its product diacylglycerol kinase epsilon (gene Dgkepsilon). The record is from RefSeq and is a predicted model, not a curated record. The transcript has 11 exons. The coding region runs from base 264 to 1868 and encodes 534 amino acids. Gene Ontology annotation, molecular function: ATP-dependent diacylglycerol kinase activity. Lineage: Eukaryota; Metazoa; Arthropoda; Insecta; Hymenoptera; Figitidae.
UGCUAAUACUUCAAGGUCUUCUAUCGAAAGUGUCAAAACAAUUUAAAUAUAUUACAUUUAAUUUUUAUAUUAAUUAAUGAUGGUAUUAAUAAAAAUGACAAUUAGCAUAAUCAAUAAUUAAUAAAAUAAAUAUACAUUUUCUAAAUGAAGAUAAAUAGUUUUUUUAAACAGGAAAAGGCUUUCGUUUUUUGUAUUUGUAGUUAAAUCCGGUACGUGAGAAUCAAUAUAAUGAUAAAAUAUUAAAUAUUCUUUAAUUUAUUACCAUGUGGGACGUAGAAGUCAAUACGGUUGUAUUUCAAACAAUAUCGACGAUGAUAUUUUUUAUAUUUACUUAUAAUAUUGUUAGAUAUUAUUCUGCUGAAGAUCGUUAUCUUCAAAUAAGAGAUUCAACUAAAAAGCACAGUUGGAAAAUGAUUAGUGGUACAUCAAAGGUAGUUUAUUGUACAAUUUGUGAAGCAUUAUUAUUGAAUAUGAAUGGAUUUAUUUGUGAUUCUUGUGGAGUUUGUGCAGAUCAUAGUUGUAUUAAAGUAGCUGAUAAAAUGUUAAAAUGCAAAGCUAUAACUUUAUCUAGUGAUGAACCGAUGAAACAUCAUUGGAUCAAAGGAAAUUUACCACUUAUUGCAAUUUGCGAUAUAUGUUCUGAAGAAUGUGAUACGGAACCUGGUUUAAAAGAUUGGUGGUGUUGUUGGUGUCAACGAUGUGUACACGACGAUUGUAAAAGUUCACUAAAUGAGAUUUGCAAUUUUGGUAAAUUUAGACUGAUGAUAAUUCCUCCUACAAGUUUAGAAGUUAUUAACAAACGAAGUACAAUGAAACGUCGUUUACGUCUUCGUUCUAUAAUUCCACCCUUGUGGGAUAAGUGGAAUCCUCUUAUUGUCGUUGCAAAUAGAAAAUCAGGUAAUAAUGAUGGUGCAGAAAUACUGUCUUUAUUUAGAAGAUUCCUUAAUCCCGCACAAGUGGUAGAUCUUGCUGAUCGUGAUCCAGUUGCUGCUCUUGAAUGGUGUCGUUUACUGGGAAAUAAUCCUUGUAAAGUACUUGUUGCAGGUGGAGAUGGUACAAUUGCAUGGCUUUUAAAUGCAAUUCAUAAACUUAAACUUGAGCCUGUUCCUUCGGUGGGAAUUUUACCAUUGGGAACCGGUAAUGAUCUAUCUCGAGUUCUUGGUUGGGGAAAAGAACAUGAUUCAGAUUUAGAUCCAACGGAAAUUUUGAAAAAUAUUCAAAUGGCAAUUCCGGUAAAACUUGAUAGAUGGAACGUUGCGGUGAAACCUUCGGGAAGUAGCCUUGGAUUUAUUGGAUCUCAAAAGCAUUUAUUUAUGUAUAAUUACCUAAGUAUUGGAGUAGAUGCUCAAGUAACGUUAAAUUUUCACAAAACUCGAGAAAGUCGUUUUUACUUUUUUAGUCAUAGAAUAUUUAAUAAGCUUCUCUAUUUAUGUUUUGGAACUCAACAAGUAGUUGAGAGAGAAUAUAAAGAUUUGGAUCAAAGAAUUGAGGUUUAUUUAGAUGAUAAACGAAUUGAAUUACCUUCUAUAGAAAGUAUUGUGAUUUUAAAUAUUCAUUCCUGGGGUGCUGGUGUUGAUCUUUGGAAUAUGGGGAUUGAAGAUAAUGAUAGUGUGGGUAAGCAAAGCAUAAAUGACGGUAAACUAGAAGUUGUUGCUAUUUUCUCAUCAUUCCAUAUCGCGCAAUUACAAAUGGGACUUUCUCAACCCUUUCGACUUGGUCAGGCUAGAAACGUUAAGAUAAAACUUUUAGAAUCCUGUGCAAUGCAAGUUGACGGUGAGCCCUGGUGUCAACAACCUUGCGAAUUCAAUAUUACUUACUGUAAUCAGGCUUCAAUGCUUAUGAAUUCUUCUUUUAAUUUGGAAAAAUGAUUUUCCAAUGAUAAAUCCAAGUUUUUAUACAUUUUUUUAAGUUAUCAGAUAUAGCUUUUAUAAAUGUUGAAAGUUAGGUAAGAGUUUCUAUAUUUUUUAUUUUAAUAUAAUUUAAUUAUUUUUUAUCUUUAUAAUAUAAAAGUGAUACUUGAAGAUUCCUUAUUUAAAAAUAAAUUAGUUUCUACUCGUCAUGAA